AUGUUUUCCAGAGUAAGUCUGAUUCUGAUCGGAGCUGCGUACAUCUACUAUCAGGUCAACGCAUUAGACUGUGGCUUUGCUGAGCUGGAAGUGGAUAAUAACAUCACGAUGAAGACCCAGACUAUCUUGUCAGGUCUGAACAUGUCAGUGUCAAUCCAGGUGGAGCAAGCGGUUUACGUCAACGUGAUGAUUUCAGAAAUCAAACUGGUUUCAGAAUGCUUUCUGAUUGGAGACACAACCAGUUGCAAUUGCUCUGUCGGGUACAGUUGGAGCAACGAAGUGUGCUACAAUUCCUCAUGCUGCACCGAAACAACUUGCACACAAAACGUGGCCCACAUCGAACCACUCUGCGUGGCCAAAGUCCAAGUUUCCAUUAAUGGAUCUGUUACGCUGACGUCUGGAUUCUGGGAUGCUGACAAAACUACAAAGCUGAAGAGUGCUUUCAGAUCUCGAUUGAAUGGCUAUGAGUCCCUGAACAUAACUGGUAGCAGCGCCGAAACUGCUGACUUCAAGGCAGUCGUCUGCAUCAAACUAAAGACCUCUGUACUUAAUCAAUUGCUGGAGGAUCUGAUGGCCAAUCUCUCAGCUAAGGUUCGGGUCGACAAUGUAGGAAUGGUCAACAUCACAGCUCCAGAGGAUAUCGUGGCCUACAAGUCCAGCCCAACACUGAAAUGCACAUUUGAGGGGGCAGUACACAGCACUGGCUGGAAGUUGAUCAGGGAACAAAAGCCUUUGGAGCUCACGAGUGGUACUGUGGUGACUGUCACAGACUGCAGUAGCGAUCCGAAAUACAGUUCCUGUAUUGCAGUUACACUCAACAAAGUGACUGGCUACGGAUCAGGUACAUAUGAGUGUCGAUUCACUUUUGGGUCAGUCACACACACAGCCAAGGCAGAGCUGAAAGUGUCACUCCUGCCUGAAGAGAUCACCAUGAAAAUCGAUCCACCUGUAGCAGACUGUUCAAACAGCAGUAACUUAGAAGUGACUGUGACUGCCACCAUCCAAAAUAGCAAUGAGAGCUACAACGUUUCAUGGCAAUUCCCUGGAGCGAAGCUAAGUAGAGGAUCCGGACCAGCAUCGGACAAAUUUUGUGAUUUACAUGAAGAUUGGCCAAAAACCCCAGAAGGAGGUACAGUGAUUAAUCAGUGUGAAAAUGGCAAGACUGGUUACAGGUCUCGUACUUGUAAAGAUGGCGAGUGGAAGACAGUGUUCUCCUCCUGCAUCAGCGCAGAGUUGAAGAAAGUUAUAAAUGCAGCAGAGGACUUCAAGACGGGCAUAGGGGCUACACAGGAAGCAGCCAUGGGGAUCUUUGAAUCGCUUAAGGACACCACUACAUCUACUUCUAGUAAUGACCCUGCUGGAAUCAGUGCUUCUAUCAGCAUAAUGAAAGUAAUGGCCACUGGAUCAGAAAGCAUCACCUUGAAGGAAGAAGUCUUUGAUGAUUUUCUUAAUGCAGCGAGCAAUUUAUUGGCCAACAACUGGACAGGAGUCAACGAAUCUAUAACAAAUGAUAUGUCAUUACAAUACCUUGACGGUGUGGAGAAUCUGGUGAAGAACAUCCAAGUGAACAACACUUUGAAUAUCUCCAAACCAAACUUGGACCUCAAAGUCUCAAAAGGGGACUGUAAUAUCUCGGUGUUUGAUGUGACUGUUCAACUCAACGAGACUGGCGGACAGUUCAAAACUGUUGGUGUGAGAAAUCUGAUGGAAAAAUUAAACAACAGGUUUAAACCAACAUCAACAGCUCCGCAUAACCUUAUGCUGAUAGUCACAAAGAACGGCAGUUCAUCCACCGAGAUUACAAUGGACUUCCCCAUCAAGCAGCUGAACGACACUGAACUACACUGUGUCUUCUGGGACACCAAAAACAUGACCUGGUCAGACACAGGUUGCAGAGUUGAACGUGAUAGUAAUCACAGUGAUAGUAAUCACAGUGAUAGUAAUCAAAUUGAUAGUAAUCACACAGUCUGCAAGUGCACCCACCUGACUUCAUUCGCUGUCCUCAUGUCCAAGUGCAAUACACCUAACAACGACAAAUCUAACGUCAUCCUAGAGAUCAUUACCUAUGUUGGCCUGGCAGUAUCCAUCUGCUCUCUGGUGAUCCUCCUCAUCAUUGAGGCUCUCGUGUGGUCAGUUGUGGUCAAGACUGAUCUCUCAUAUUUCCGUCACACAGCACUGGUGAACAUCGCCGUGUUCCUCUUGCUCGCUGACUGCAGUUUUUUGGCAUCUAUGUCACCUGAGAACCUCAGUGAUCAAUGGUGCCUAAUUUUGACCUUAUGCAGACACCUAUUUUAUUUGGCCAUGUUCAGCUGGAUGCUGUGCAUGAGCGUCAUGCUCACCCACCGGCUCAUCUUUGUCUUCAACCCGCUAAGGAAAAGAGUCUUCAUGUUCCUAUCCAGUAUCGUAGGCUAUGGUUGCCCAGUUCUCAUUGUGGGAAUCAGCUAUGUCUAUUGCAGAUACAACGAGAAGGAAUACUAUAACAAGAAAACAUGCUGGCUAGUUUUUGAUGGAACCUUGGAUGGCUCGUUGUUUGCUUUCCUCAUCCCUGUGGGAACUGUUAUUUUCACAAAUCUUUUUUCAAUGGCGGUCGUCAUUUUUACUCUGUUGAAGUCCUCCGCCCCUGAUGGCAGCAAGUCGGAUGAGAAGGAGACAUUUAAGAGCAUCAUUAAAGUGGUGAUCUUUCUCACACCAGUUUUCGGAGUAACAUGGGGUAUUGGCUUCCUUCUGCAAAUAUUAAAUAAGGACCACGAGGCAUAUCCUUUUCUUCUGUACAGUUCCACCAUCCUCAAUACCUUCCAGGUAAUUUGA
Messenger RNA from Platichthys flesus (European flounder), 2808 nucleotides. Its product is annotated as adhesion G protein-coupled receptor F5-like. Gene Ontology annotation, biological process: cell surface receptor signaling pathway; G protein-coupled receptor signaling pathway. The coding region runs from base 1 to 2808 and encodes 935 amino acids. Gene Ontology annotation, molecular function: G protein-coupled receptor activity. The transcript has 12 exons. The record is from RefSeq and is a predicted model, not a curated record. NCBI's taxonomy places the organism in Eukaryota, Metazoa, Chordata, Actinopteri, Pleuronectiformes, Pleuronectidae. Gene Ontology annotation, cellular component: membrane.